This is a messenger RNA of Erpetoichthys calabaricus (reedfish), 1981 nucleotides long. Its product is annotated as potassium voltage-gated channel subfamily S member 3-like. Gene Ontology annotation, cellular component: membrane; voltage-gated potassium channel complex. Bases 174 to 1643 code for a protein of 489 amino acids. NCBI's taxonomy places the organism in Eukaryota, Metazoa, Chordata, Cladistia, Polypteriformes, Polypteridae. Gene Ontology annotation, biological process: potassium ion transmembrane transport; protein homooligomerization. The transcript is spliced from 2 exons. Gene Ontology annotation, molecular function: voltage-gated potassium channel activity. The record is from RefSeq and is a predicted model, not a curated record.
AUGAUGCUGUGCAAUCUGAUCUGCGCUGAAAUCAAGGAGCACAGAUGGGAAUCAAUGGGAAACUUGUUAGAGACAAAGCCCACUAAAACAAAGGUGCUUGAAGUUUAGGGCAUCCUGAAAUAUUCAAGGAAAAAAAGGUCCAACCUUAGGAAAAAUCACAAAAAUAAGCCAUCAUGGUUUUUGGACAGUUUUAUCAGAGAACAGAGCCAGGAAAAGACAUGUUAAAACUGAACAUUGGAGGACUGAAAAAAAGAUUAGAUUGUCAGCUGAUUCGAAAAUAUCCUCAUACACGGCUGGGAAAACUUAUUCUCUGCGACUCCCUGGAAGCCAAGCUAGAGAUGUGUGAUGACUACGAUGCACUACACAAUGAAUUUUAUUUUGACAGGAAUCCAGGUUUAUUCAAGUACAUUCUCAACUUUUACCAUACUGGAAAGCUUCAUGCCAUGGAAGGGAUGUGUGCCCUGUGCUUUUACCAGGAGACAGAAUAUUGGGGUAUCAGUGAAGCCCGCAUACAUAGCUGCUGCAGUUACAAGUACCACAUGAGGUGGGCCAAUCUCAGUGAUUCCGAUGGAAGUCUGCUCAGUGAUGAGCUCAGCCUGGUUGCCAAGGAAGAUGUUUCUGUCAUCCACAGAGAAGCCAGCAAGUUUGACAGCAUGAUGUACGGCACAUACCGGAGAAGGGUCUGGCUGCUUUUAGAGAACCCGGAGUAUUCCUACACAUCCAAAGUCUUCACAGUUGUUUCCCUGGCAGUCAUCAUGAUCUCUGUCUUCACAAUGUGUGUUAACAGUAUGCCUGAAUUCCACAGAGACACAGAGGAGCACCCGGCACUCCAAAUUGUGGAGGUCAGCUGCAUUAUAUUCUUUACUUGUGAAUACCUUGCCCGCAUGUCAGUGACACCAGACCUGAAGAACUUUUUUCUUAAUCCCCUCAAUACCAUUGAUUUCAUUUCAUUUUGCCCUUUCUACACCACUCUCAUUGUGGAGAAUUUUAAUCAGCAUGACAAUAGCUUUGAAAACAUAGGACGGAUAGUGCAAGUUCUUCGGCUGAUGCGGAUCUUCAGAAUCCUGAAGCUAGCUCGGCAUUCAAAUGGACUGAAAUCCUUAGGCUGUACAAUCAGGCACAGCUUUGAGGAGGUGGGAUUAUUGGUGGUCUUUCUGACUGUGGGAAUAGCUAUCUUUGCAACUCUGAUGUACUCAGUGGAAAAGGAAGAAGAGGAGGCUGGCUUGACCAGUAUUCCUGUCGGCUGGUGGUGGGCUACAAUCAGUAUGACCACAGUCGGCUAUGGUGACAUAUGUCCUGUAACAAUUGCUGGUAAAAUCAUUGGCAGUUUUUGCAUAAUCUUUGGCCUUCUGAUGGUGGCCUUGCCAGUCACAGUGAUAUUUAACCGCUUCUCUAAAUAUUAUCGAAGGGAAAAGGCCAUUGAUGCAACCUUGUGGAGCCAGGAGCUUAAGAAGCAAUUCACUGCAGUGCCUAAUAUGAAUUUAAGGGACGCAUAUGUAAAAAGGCUGCAGUUCCUUUCAAAGAUCAAUGGGGCCAGGCUGGAACCCUCUGCAUAUGAAAAAGCAGAACCUGUAUUAUUAGAAAAAGACUGUCAUGUAUAUGAUGGGGACCAUACUGCUGACAACAAAGAGUGUCAAACUUAGCCUGCUGUAAGACACCUUAACAUGCCGAGGCACAACUAGCUUAAAUUUAAUGUCUGAAGGCACGAAGCUAGAAGCAGUAUUAGCAUUAUCAGUUUUUAUGGAAACUCAAUGGUUAAUUCAAAUCCUUGUUGGAUGAGCUUAAGAAUAGUCUGCCAACAAGUCAUUAGUACAAUGAACACUAGCCAAAAAACAGACUUGUAUUCAGAGUGGACUCGGAGAUAUACCGCUCCUUUUAGAAUAGAAAUACUGCGCUCAUGUAUAUACUAAGAACACUAAACAGGCUUACUUUAGGAAGCUAUCAGCUACAAUUGUACAUUUCAUCCACGGUCGCUCCUGCC